Messenger RNA from Acanthosepion pharaonis, 3027 nucleotides. NCBI's taxonomy places the organism in Eukaryota, Metazoa, Mollusca, Cephalopoda, Sepiida, Sepiidae. The record is from the annotation of a GenBank genome assembly.
AUGUUAAUGUUCAGAAAGUCGGGAAAAGAAUUGCAACACGACAAUAUUUCUUGCAUUUGUCCAGAUCUAUCUAUCUAUCUAUCUAUCUAUCUAUCUAUCUAUCUAUUACAGCCUAUUAAGAUCUAUCUAUUUUUGAACUCAAGGCUGGAGAUCGAAUAUGACCUCGAGCCAUCUAUCUAUCUAUCUAUCUAUCUAUCUAUCUAUCUACCACAGUCUGUUAAGAUCUAUUUAUUUAUUUUUUUUACUACGAGAUACGUCCCUUUUCACCCUUUCUCGUUCUUUUUCUUCCAAUACCUAACAAACCUCGGUCACGUUUCGUGUCGGCUCUCUCAAACCUGUGUCUGUCCUAUUUUUCAUGACUUAAUAACAUGUAUAUUGACCUUGAAAAUACGUAUACUGUCCUCCUUCUUCUUCUUCUCCUUCUUGUCCUCUUUCUUCUCCUUCUUCUUCUUCUCCUUCUUCUUCUUCUUGUCCUCCUUCUUCUCGUUCUUCUUCUUCUUCUUCUCGUUCUUCUUGUCCUCCUUCUUCUCGUUCUUCUUCUUCUUCUCCUUCUUGUCCUCCUCCUUCUCGUUCUUCUUCUUCUCCUUCUUCUCCUUCUUCUUCUCCUUCUUGUCCUCCUUCUUCUUCUUCUCCUUCUUCUUCUUCUUGUCCUCCUUCUUCUCGUUCUUCUUCUUCUUCUUCUCCUUCUUCUUGUCCUCCGUCUUCUCGUUCUUCUUCUUCUUCUCCUUCUUGUCCUCCUUCUUCUCGUUCUUCUUCUUCUUCUUCUUCUUCUUCUCCUUCUUCUCCUUCUUCUCGUCCUCCUUCUUCUCGUUCUUCUUCUUCUCCUUCUUCUUCUCCUUCUUAUCCUCCUUCUUCUCCUUCUUCUUCUUCUUCUCCUUCUUAUCCUCCUUCUUCUCCUUCUUCUUCUUCUUCUCCUUCUUCUUCUUCUUCUUCUCCUUCUUCUUAUCCUCCUUCUUCUCGUUCUUCUUCUUCUUCUCCUUCUUGUCCUCCUUCUUCUCGUUCUUCUUCUUCUUCUUCUUCUUCUUCUCCUUCUUUUCGUUCUUCUUCUUCUUCUCCUUCUUGUCCUCCUUCUUCUCGUUCUUCUUCUUCUCGUUCUUCUUCUUCUCCUUCUUGUCCUCCUUCUUCUCCUUCUUCUUCUUCUUCUCCUUCUUCUUCUCCUUCUUCUUUUUCUUCUUUGUAGAUCUGUUCCAAUCUCUCUCUAUUUCUAUCUCUCUCUCACUCUCUCUCCCUAUGUUUCAUUCUAAUUAUUCUUAUCUAUCUAUCUAUCUAUCUAUCUAUCUAUCUAUCUAUCUGUUAUCACUAUUCAUAUCUAUAUAUCUAUCACUAUUCAUAUCUAUCUAUCUAUCUAUCUAUCAGUUAUCACUAUUCAUAUCUAUAUAUAUAUCACUAUUCAUAUCUAUCUAUCUAUCAGUUAUCACUAUUCAUAUCUAUAUAUCUAUCACUAUUCAUAUCUAUCUAUCAGUUAUCACUAUUCAUAUCUAUAUAUCUAUCACUAUUCAUAUCUAUCUAUCUAUCAGUUAUCACUAUUCAUAUCUAUAUAUCUAUCACUAUUCAUAUCUAUCUAUCUAUCAGUUAUCACUAUUCAUAUCUAUAUAUCUAUCACUAUUCAUAUCUAUCUAUCUAUCAGUUAUCACUAUUCAUAUCUAUAUAUCUAUCACUAUUCAUAUCUAUCUAUCUAUCUAUCUAUCAGUUAUCACUAUUCAUAUCUAUAUAUCUAUCACUAUUCAUAUCUAUCUAUCUAUCAGUUAUCACUAUUCAUAUCUAUAUAUCUAUCACUAUUCAUAUCUAUCUAUCUAUCUAUCAGUUAUCACUAUUCAUAUCUAUAUAUCUAUCACUAUUCAUAUCUAUCUAUCUAUCUAUCAGUUAUCACUAUUCAUAUCUAUAUAUCUAUCACUAUUCAUAUCUAUCUAUCGGUUAUCAGUUAUCACUAUUCAUAUCUAUAUAUCUAUCACUAUUCAUAUCUAUCUAUCGGUUAUCAGUUAUCACUAUUCAUAUCUAUAUAUCUAUCACUAUUCAUAUCUAUCUAUCUAUCUAUCAGUUAUCACUAUUCAUAUCUAUAUAUCUAUCACUAUUCAUAUCUAUCUAUCGGUUAUCAGUUAUCACUAUUCAUAUCUAUAUAUCUAUCACUAUUCAUAUCUAUCUAUCUAUCAGUUAUCACUAUUCAUAUCUAUAUAUCUAUCACUAUUCAUAUCUAUCUAUCUAUCUAUCUGUUAUCAGUUAUCUCUAUUCAUAUCUAUCUAUCUAUCUAUCUGUUAUCAGUUAUCUCUAUUCAUAUCUAUCUAUCUAUCUAUCUAUCUGUUAUCAGUUAUCUCUAUUCAUAUCUAUCUAUCUAUCUAUCUGUUAUCAGUUAUCUCUAUUCAUAUCUAUCUAUCUAUCUGUUAUCAGUUAUCUCUAUUCAUUCAUAUCUAUCUAUCUAUCUGUUAUCAGUUAUCUAUUAUUCUAUCUAUCUAUCUAUCUAUCUGUUAUCAGUUAUCUCUAUUCAUAUCUAUCUAUCUAUCUGUUAUCAGUUAUCUCUAUUCAUAUCUAUCUAUCUAUCUGUUAUCAGUUAUCUCUAUUCAUAUCUAUCUAUCUAUCUAUCUAUCUGUUAUCAGUUAUCUCUAUUCAUAUCUAUCUAUCUAUCUGUUAUCAGUUAUCUCUAUUCAUAUCUAUCUAUCUAUCUAUCUGUUAUCAGUUAUCUCUAUUCAUAUCUAUCUAUCUAUCUAUCUGUUAUCAGUUAUCUCUAUUCAUAUCUAUCUAUCUAUCUGUUAUCAGUUAUCUCUAUUCAUAUCUAUCUAUCUAUCUAUCUAUCUAUCUGUUAUCAGUUAUCUCUAUUCAUAUCUAUCUAUCUAUCUAUCUAUCUAUCUGUUAUCAGUUAUCUCUAUUCAUAUCUAUCUAUCUAUCUAUCUAUCUAUCUGUUAUCAGUUAUCUCUAUUCAUAUCUAUCUAUCUAUCUAUCUAUCUGUUAUCAGUUAUCUCUAUUCAUAUCUAUCUAUCUAUCUAUCUAUCUAUCUAUCUAUCUAUCUAUCGUCAUAUUUACUUAUCUACCUAG